Messenger RNA from Aspergillus eucalypticola CBS 122712, 1044 nucleotides. RefSeq lists its product as uncharacterized. Bases 8 to 979 code for a protein of 323 amino acids. The record is from RefSeq and is a predicted model, not a curated record. The transcript is spliced from 3 exons. Lineage: Eukaryota; Fungi; Ascomycota; Eurotiomycetes; Eurotiales; Aspergillaceae.
AUCAGUGAUGGGUGGCAUGAACUACCACAUAGAAAUUCUUUUUGCUGAUGGAGCUCGGUGGCUGGCUCGUAUUCGAAGAUCUAACGCUACUUCACCACCGCCCGGCCUACGUGACUAUAUCAUGCGCAGCGAGGUUGCGACUCUCCAGUUCCUUGGCAAAACCAAAAUUCCUGUUCCGAAGGUGUUCGACUACGCGCUGGAAGGCCAGACUCCCGUCGGCGUUGGAUAUAUACUCAUGGAAAAAAUCCCGGGGAAGUCAUUACGCCAAAGGAAGAAAGUUAUGACUCAGCUAGCGGAUGUAUACAUUGAGUUGGAACGUUUUGCGUUCGACAGAAGUGAUCAUAUUGCUUCGUUUGCCAGGGAAUCAAUGACCGAAUAUGUCAACUCGCAGAUGAUUCCCCUCGGGCCAUACAAGGACCCGAAAGAGUACCUCCAAUCUACCAUUGAACUCAUUAUGAGAUUGAUCCUGAGAGGGGAAAGCUAUGCAGGACGCGAGAUGGAUGCAUUCUUAGUUCACCGGUUCCUUCUUAGUAGCCUCCCAAAAGUAUUAGAACACCACACCUAUGAUGAUGGACGAUUCUAUCUUCGGCACGCUGAUGACGAGGGUGAUCAUAUUCUCGUUGAAGGAGAUUACAAUAUCACGGGAAUCGUUGAUUGGGAAUGGGCUCAUACAGACUCAAAAACUGAAGCCUUUAAAUCGUUCGUCAUGCUUUUCCCAAUUUCUGACUUUUACGACGGAGUUAAUACCGUUGGCGAGGACGAAUCUACUUUUGCAGAUACACUCGAGGCAAAGGGAAACAAUGGACUUGCAGAGAUAGUCAGGAAUGGGAGACUGCUUCAUCGGUUCCAGUUCUGUUGUGGGUAUGACUUUGCAGACUGGGAAGGGUUUUUAUGCCUUUUUCAGGGCCUUCGAAAUGCCUUGAACAUAGAUGCAGAUAUGAGUUGGGUUGAUUGGAAGAUGAAUGCUUUAGAACGAUGAUUCAAGUCAUCCUCCAUCCCAAAUAUCUGGUCUUGUCAGCAAGCGCCUUCAUUUAACAAAUUAAG